Messenger RNA from Halichondria panicea, 1084 nucleotides. Its product is annotated as protein bicaudal D homolog. The record is from RefSeq and is a predicted model, not a curated record. The transcript is spliced from 2 exons. The coding region runs from base 67 to 939 and encodes 290 amino acids. NCBI's taxonomy places the organism in Eukaryota, Metazoa, Porifera, Demospongiae, Suberitida, Halichondriidae.
UUUGCAUAUAAGUGGGCGUUACCAGCUACAUACAUGUACUAAGUUAAAGUCUUACAAAGAGAAGCAAUGCAGGUCGAGGGAGCUCAGGGAGAUGAUGGAGGAAGCUCUAACUGGGAGAAUAAGUUCAAAAAAUUGCAAGACUUGUGGCUUACACCAAAACCCUCUUCGAAACGAUCAGGCUCUGAAGGCCUAUCUUUGGCUGAAGCUCUAGCAAAAAUUAGACAAUUGGAGGCUGACUUGAAAGAAUCACAGUUGGGGGAAGCACUAGCAAAGCAGGAGUUAGAAAACACACUUAAAAAACAUGAGGAGGAGAUUUCAUACAACGAGAAAUUUUUAGGAGGUCUGAAUUGGCAGGCAAAGAUUGAGCGUUUGGAGGCGGACUUGAAAGAGGUUAAAGCAGGUGAAGCACAAGCGCAGCGACAGCUGGAAGAAGCAACUAGAAGACACGAUGAGAAGAUCUUAUUUAAGGACAAGCAGCUAAGAAUGGUAACCGGAAACUUGACAGACAGACAAGCAAAAAUCAACAGUUUGGAAGCUGACUUAGACAAAGCUAAACGACGUGAAAUGAAAAUGCAAAAAGAACUCAAGCUAGUUAAAGAGGAACAUAUUGCAGAGCUAUUAGAGAGAGACAAGCAACUGGAAAAUUUUCAGGCGAAUACAGAGCAACCAAGUGGGAUUGACGAGCAAAGUGUAGCUACAAAGAAAAUUAUGGAGGAAAACCUUGAAGUUUUGACUGAUGAGUUCAAGCACUGCAUGCAGCAAGUUGCAGAGAAGUUGGGACAAUUUGAUGAGCAGUUGAAAUCAGUAAAAGAAGGGGAGAUAUUGACAGCCAUUACCGAGCCUCCACCAAUGUUUCGUGAUCCUGGUUGCGCCAAAGAAGAUGAACAGGAUGCAGUACGUCUCUAUAGUGGCUAUCCCCAAGUUCAGCAGGACCACUAAACAGCUACAUAUGUAUUGAAUUGAAACUCGGACUCAACAUGUCCUGAACUUGUAAACAUUAAUUUUAACAUAGUAACUUGGCAACAUUAAUAACCCGAUAUCAUACAUGCUAACUUCUAUUGUAUAAUAUUUAUUUUUGAGAUAA